This is a messenger RNA of Desarmillaria tabescens, 750 nucleotides long. RefSeq lists its product as uncharacterized. The record is from RefSeq and is a predicted model, not a curated record. Gene Ontology annotation, biological process: pyruvate decarboxylation to acetyl-CoA. Lineage: Eukaryota; Fungi; Basidiomycota; Agaricomycetes; Agaricales; Physalacriaceae. The transcript has 5 exons. Gene Ontology annotation, cellular component: mitochondrion; pyruvate dehydrogenase complex. The coding region runs from base 1 to 750 and encodes 249 amino acids.
AUGCUUAAACUCACCUCGACAGUUGCUCGUCGCCAAAGUGUUAACAAGAACGUUUACAAGCUUGGAAUACGUGCUUUUCAUGAGUCUCGAACUCGUCCAGCAAUCAUGAUGCCAGCAAUGUCACCACUGUGCAAUGAGGCAACGAUUACUCGGUGGAUGAAGAAGGAGGGGGAAUCAUUUGUUGCUGGUGACUCCCUUCUCCAGAUUGAAUCCGAUGUUGCCGUGGUCGACGUCGUCGCCGAGAGCCCCGGUAUCAUAGGAAAGAUACUCAUACCGGCCGGAACACGUUGCGCAUACCAGCAAGUAAUCGCCACAGUGGCGAAAAAUGUCGAGGAUCUUGCCCAGCUCCGAGCUCAAGGUCAAGCGCCGCCUCCUCCGCCAGCAACCUUCGUUUCCCCUAGUGCUUUCCCCAGAGCAUCUGCACCUCACAUUUACUCACCUGCUCCUCGCCGCUCAUCUGCGCCAACACCUCACCUCGAACGAUCAUCUUCUCCUUUGAUGAAUUCAGCGAUUCAUCGUUCGUCUGUGGACACCCACCAUUACCACAGUGCCACUGCGCGUGGUAUGUCAACCGGUUCUGGAUUCCAGAGCGGUCGUUCCGCACCAACUCCCAUUCCCGCAUCAGCAUCUUCCGCGUCUCAGGUGGAAGGAGCUGCUCUCCGUAGUAAGAUCGUUUCUAGCAUAGGGAAGGUGUCUCCCACUAAAGCCUCGGACCGUGAAACGUCUAACUAUUUUGACGGAAUUCUGUGA